AUGACCACUCUGUCCUGGAAGCGUGUUGAUAACCCGUUCGUCUCAUUCUUUAGAUCAUGGGAGAGGGCUCUGAAUUGGAGGAAACGACUUAUCGAAAGAGGGGGCAGGAGUAUCAUCAUUGUUGCGGUUUUGGUUGAAAGACCUGUCUGGAGUCUACGAUGCAUAUGCUGUCGCACAACGUCUCUACACCGUACAAGCUCAAACUCAAGUGACCGUCUGCGACGAAAUCUUGAGUAUUUCCGCGGGGAACUGCUUGUUCAAGGUGGCAUCGACUUGACGGAAUACAGAAUCCUGGCCUGCUUCGACGGCGACAACCUUGAGAUCAAAAGACGAUCCAUAUCGCCACUUAUCGAACCAUCUGAGCGAAGCCUUUUCGCGUCUAUUCCCAAAGGCACUCUGCUGACAUUCAGCAAUGCAAGUCUGAGCAUAACCCAGCGAUUGGAGUACGAUAUGUUGAACCUCACGGGCGUUCGUAACGAUGCCAAGCUCUACGUGUUGGUACUCGCGAUGUGUGUGUGCGAAAUGGAAAUGAAGCAGGAGAACAAGAAGAUGACGAUAGAGGCCACUGAGUACUGCGGAAACUGGCUGUCGAGAUUUGUAGUUGGCGGUUGUAACUACAAUUUCGACGUUUAUUAUUAG
Molecule: messenger RNA, 639 nt
Organism: Fusarium redolens
Lineage: Eukaryota; Fungi; Ascomycota; Sordariomycetes; Hypocreales; Nectriaceae
Exons: 1
Coding region: 1-639 (212 amino acids)
Source: RefSeq, a predicted model, not a curated record